Molecule: messenger RNA, 1770 nt
Organism: Callithrix jacchus (white-tufted-ear marmoset)
Lineage: Eukaryota; Metazoa; Chordata; Mammalia; Primates; Cebidae
Gene: TM6SF2
Product: transmembrane 6 superfamily member 2
Biological process (GO): lipid homeostasis; regulation of lipid metabolic process
Cellular component (GO): endoplasmic reticulum membrane; endoplasmic reticulum-Golgi intermediate compartment membrane
Source: RefSeq, a predicted model, not a curated record
UUUGCGCGGGGCGGGUCCCUGGCAGCCCUGGCCCGGAAGCCGAGCGCCCUGGAGGACGCGCCGGGGCAGAGCCGGGGUCCAGGCGCCGCCGCCAUGGACAUCCCGCCGCUGGCGGGCAAGACCGCGGCGCUGUCGCUGAGCGCCCUCCCGUUGUCCUACGCGCUCAACCAAGUGUCGGCGCUCUCGCACCCCCUCUGGGUGGCGCUGAUGACUGCCCUAAUCCUGGGUCUGCUCUUCGUGGUGGUCUACAGCUUGUCCCAUAGUGAGAUCUCCUAUGACCCACUCUCCGCUGUCUUCGCGAUCUUCGCCUUCACCUCGGUUGUGGACCUCAUCAUCGCUCUUCAGGAAGACGGCUAUGUGAUGGGCCUCAUGGAGUUCUGCACCAAGGAGGGAGAGCCAUACCUGCGCACAGCACACGGAGUCUUCAUUUGCUACUGGGACGGCACGGUUCACUACCUCCUCUACCUGGCCAUGGCCGGCGCCAUCUGCAGAAGGAAGAGAUACCGGAACGUUGGACUCUACUGGCUGGGUUCCUUCGUCAUGAGCAUUCUGGUGUUUCUUACAGGAAACAUUCUUGGCAAAUACAGCUCCGAGAUCAGGCCUGCCUUCUUCCUCACCAUUCCCUACCUGCUGGUGCCAUGCUGGGCUGGCAUGAGGGUCUUCAACCAGCCCCGGGCGCCAACCUGCUGCACCGCCAACAUGGUGCAGGAGGAACAAAGAAGGGUGCUGCUGCAGCGCCCGGCUGACCUGGUCCUUGUCAUCUACCUCGUCCUUGCUGGCUUCUUCACUCUGUUCCGGGGCCUGGUGGUGCUUGACUGCCCCACAGAUGCCUGCUUUGUCUAUAUCUACCAGUAUGAGCCGUACCUGCGGGAUCCUGUGGCCUACCCUAAGGUGCAGAUGCUGAUGUACAUGUUUUAUGUCCUGCCUUUCUGCGGCCUGGCUGCCUAUGCUCUCACCUUCCCUGGUUGCUCCUGGCUGCCAGACUUGGCCUUGGUGUUUGCUGGAGCCAUUGGCCAGGCACAGUUCUCGCACAUGGGGGCUUCCAUGCACCUGCGCACGCCCUUCACCUACCGUGUGCCUGAGGACACCUGGGGCUGCUUCUUCGUGUGCAAUCUGCUGUAUGCGCUGGGCCCCCACCUGCUGGUCUACCGCUGCCUUCGGUGGCCCGCAUUCUUCCAGCAGCCGCCACCCCUUGACCCCCUGGCCCACCACAAGAAGCAGCAGUAAGAGGGCUGUGGACUCAGGACCGAGGACUCUGUUUACACGCCCAGCCGGCCCUACCCCAAGAAGGGUGGGUCAGGCGUUUUAGAGACAAGAGGGGCAUCUCCAGGUGUCUUUAUUCCUGACUGUAGUGGUUUUAGGCCGGUGGGUGGGACGGAGACCAACGACCUAGUCUUCCUGCAAAGAGAGCCUCCCACAGCUCUCACCACGCUCCAACCCCCACACGGACACUGCCACCCUCCCAGAAUUUACCCAUCAUCCCGAUGGAUCCUUUUAGUAAAAAGCCUUUCCAUUUCCAAAAUAUCAGUGCCUGAGUGUUUUAGGGUGCAGGGGUGAGGGACCCUCUCCGUGGCCCCCGCGAGGGCCCACCCAUCACUUUCAAUGUGGUUGCCUGGAGGGAGAGGUGCUGAGAUAGAAGGUGGCCUCUGGUCAGUAUGCACAGCUCCAUUUUCCAGAUGGGGAAAGCAAGGCUCAGGAUGGACAAGAGACCUGCCCAAGGUCACAGUCAGAGAAAAAAGUUCCUGCUCUGCCAAUAAAUCAUAACUAAUA